Molecule: messenger RNA, 456 nt
Organism: Dentiscutata erythropus
Lineage: Eukaryota; Fungi; Glomeromycota; Glomeromycetes; Diversisporales; Gigasporaceae
Source: the annotation of a GenBank genome assembly
AUGCCUGUUGUUAGUCAAUAUCCGAUAUCAAUUAAUAAUCCUAAUCAGAAAAUUUUUAGUAUAAGGAUUCGCCAAAUUCCUGCACUUGCUUUCCUUCUUUCAAAUGAAAUUCCUGGUGCCUUCAAUGAGUUAAAAGGCCAUAUUCCAGUGGAAGCGAAUUCAAUUGUUAAAUGGUUUGAAGAGACCUAUAUUUGCCGCCAAGUAAGACGAGUAUCCAGAAAUAGAGAUAUAUCUUGGAGAGAACUAUUAUUUCCGCCUUCUUUCUGGUCAGUUUACGAAAAUAAUGAAUAUGAUUUUUUUAGAACAAAUAAUUCUGUCGAGGCCUGGUAUAGAAGACCUACUCAAGGAAGACUGAAUAAUGCGCAUGAAUUACGAAUUAGAACAGUCUUAGAUGAUCGCGGUAGUAGACUAUUAAUGACCUUUUUGAAGAGAAUUGCUCACAAUCUUUCAUUAUAA